AUGGGUGACUCUAGCUCUGGUGCGCUAAGGGCUCUGUCGAAGAGUCCUGAUGUCCAAAGCCCCGGGGCCGCGCCCAAGGGUCCUGAAAACACGCCUUAUCGAGACUUCGAUCGCGAAAUCCCGGAUUCUCAAGAGGAUGAUGACGACGGCGGUUACGCUGACUACUCUCGAGCCACAAGAGGCUCCAAUAAGCGUAGAAGCUGUGACGAGCCUCUGGUUUCAAGGUCUAAGAAGGCCAAGACUACUGCUCAGUCCAGGGCGGGGCUUAAGAGAGCCCGUAAAUUCCAACACCCGCAAGUUUGGGGAAAGAAUUCAGGUCUCUUGCAGCUGCGCAACGGAAAUGCCCUUCGCGAUUUGUUGUUGGCUCCUGGAUCAUGGAACCGUUUGGGCGAGGCCGAUCGCGAGACCAUCUUGGCCAAAUUGCCCAACGGAUACCAGCUUGACGGGAAACCCGAUGUUGCAUCUCUGACAAACGACAACAACUUUCGCGACGACUGCUCGCAAUACUACAACAGCAUCCGGGACGGCCAUCUAACUGAGAAUUGGCUUACCAAGGCAUGGAAAGCCCACUACAAAGAUGUGCGCGGCGAUUUCAAGAAGCAUCUUUUCAAUGCGUUCAUGGAUAACUUCAUGGAGGAUGCUUCUGAGAAGCCCAAGAGGGCCGACAAGGGAACGGGCAACAAAUUGGGAACUGAAUCCAGCAAGAAGACGGAAAGGGAGACCAGCAAGAAGACGGACACCGAGGCCAGCAAGAAGAUGGACGCAGAGUUUAGCAACGAGGCCGACACCGAGACCAGCAAGAAGCCGGACGCAGAGUCGAACAAGAAAGCAGACACAGAGUCUAGCAAGGAGACGGACACAGAUUCCAGCAUGAAGACGGACACAGAUUCCAGCAAGAAGACGGACACCGAGACCAGCAAGCAGCCGGACGCAGACUCAAACAAGAAAGCAGAUACGGAGUCUAGCAAGGAGACCGAGGCUGAGGCCAGCAAGAAGGCUGAUGACGAACUGGCGCUGGCUGGUGACAACAAAACACAAGAUGCCACUGGCAAAGCUCCUUCGCCCAAGGCCACUGACUAG
Messenger RNA from Podospora bellae-mahoneyi, 1080 nucleotides. RefSeq lists its product as uncharacterized. NCBI's taxonomy places the organism in Eukaryota, Fungi, Ascomycota, Sordariomycetes, Sordariales, Podosporaceae. The transcript has 2 exons. The record is from RefSeq and is a predicted model, not a curated record. Bases 1 to 1080 code for a protein of 359 amino acids.